Messenger RNA from Triticum turgidum subsp. durum (durum wheat), 795 nucleotides. The record is from the annotation of a GenBank genome assembly. Lineage: Eukaryota; Viridiplantae; Streptophyta; Magnoliopsida; Poales; Poaceae.
AUGGCGACGACCCGCGUGAGCCUGCUCCUCCUGCUAGCAGUUGCGCUCGCCGGCUCUGUUGCCGGGGCAUCGGCCUUCACCUGCACGUCGGGUCCUUGCUACAACGGCACGGCCGCUUUCUACGGCGACGCCGACGGCGCGGGGAAUGAAGCUGGAGUAUGCGGUUACGGGCCAGCGGUGGCCAAGCCGCCGUUCAACGCCAUGGUUUUUGCAGCAAGAGAUUACUCGCGGACCGCCGUGGGAUGCGGCAGAUGCUUCAACAUAACCUGUCGACACCCCGUGUGCAAUCCUGAUGGAGUCACGGUAACGUUCGCCGACUACUGCAGCGGCGGACCGUGCGUCGACAACGACGUCAUUGAGAUGAGCGGCCACGCGUUUUCCGCGAUGGCCCUGCCGGGCCGAGAAUCCGAGCUGCGCGCGUCACCCACUGUUCCUGUAACUUACCAACUAGUUGACUGCCGCUACUCAUCCAGCAUGGCCUACCUCGUCGACCCGACCGCGACACCGGAGCGCUUCACUGUCGUACUCCUCUAUGUGCCAGGGGAUGCCUACCCCGGCCUGCUGACUGUUCACUUCAAAGAUGAGUCGAGCGAGGACUGGGUGGAUGCUGAUCCCGUUGGUCGCUAUAGGCUCCCCAAAUUCACAGCCACUAGGAAGAUGGUAGCCCCAAUUACGAUCAAGGUGGAAGGUCACUAUCUGAUUGGGCCAGCGCCGGAGAACCCCACCUGGAGUGUCACGGCGGCAGAUGUCAUCCCCGUCGGCUGGCACGGGGGGAAGACCUACUACGCGGCCUGA